AGUGUAAUCGCACGUAGAGAGAAUUAUUCUAUCGGAGAUACGAUACGUACAUACGUACAUACAUACAUACAUACAUACAUACAUACAUAUAUAUAUAUAUAUUUAUCUUCAAAGAUGAAAUUAAUAAAUUCGAAUGAGAGAAUUGUCGUCGUGUCGUAAUUCCACGAAACAUACUCCAACGAAAUUUUAAUAACAUUGUCGACGUGUUGUCCGCUGGGCCAAAGCUUUCGGAAAACAAAUUUCGGGCAAGCGUAAGAAUUAACGCGCUAUAGUUCGUCGUGAGUGCGUGAGAGAGAGAGAGAGAGAGAGAGAGAGAGAGAGAGAAAGACAGAGAGAAAGAGAAAGAGAGUGGAGCAUAGACACGUUCUACUACCGGGAGAAGAUAUCGGAAACAGACGAGAGAUAUAUAUAUAUAUAUACACACACAUAUAUAUAUAUAUAUUUUCCUUUCCAUUCAACGGCACCUUUGGCUACACCGGUCUUGCUCGACGUAAAGAAAUACAUCUAAAUGUGUUCCAUAGCGAUGCCAACAGAACUUAUCCUGGGGCACAGUCCUCCGGUAUACAAUCCACUCCUGUACAGGCCUUUGGUGACGCCGACGAUUACCACAAGAUCGGUACCACCCAGAAUACGACCGUGCCUGUCCACUGGUUCGUUGCCUCUGGACAGCCUAAAAAACAACAAUGACAGCAGUAACAAGCAGAAAAAGAGGGUCGUAUUCGCCGACGAUCGUGGCCGUCCACUUACUCAGGUACGUGUAAUGUCGGAACCAAGUAACGUUCCGCCAUUAUGGACUACGGCAUAUAUCGAAGGAGUAACCGGAGGACUCCUGAGAACUAAAAUCGACAACGAGGUAACGCAAGAUACUACACCACCAUGGCAGGUGACGUUUCCUCAGCCAGCGAGCGAUUAUCUCGCAUUUCGCCGUAAACUCGAUCAAGAAAAUGUCAGUUUGGAGAAUGUGAUUGUUCGUGAAUCCGAACAGGCACUAGUUGGUACAGUGAAAGUGCGAAAUCUUGCUUACGACAAGGAGGUCGUGGUAAGAGCAAGCACCGACAUCUGGAAAACUCACGAGGAUAAUUAUUGCACCUAUGUUGAACAACCCGGUGCACCGGCACUCAUCCUCUACGACACCUUCCGUUUUCGUCUUACGUUGCCAUUGAAAUCUGACAUUAUUGAAUUCUGCGUUAGAUAUCGUACCGAUGGACAGGAAUUCUGGGACAACAACGAGGGCAAAAAUUAUGUUGUCCGAAAAAGACAGGAGCCAAGGGCACCGCCUAAACGAUACGAUCUCUUGGCAGCCACGUGCGAUGGAUUAUCAAGUAACAACAAUAUUUGCAACAUGAGCAAUGGUGGAAGUAACGGACUCAGUAUACCACGUAUAUCCGAUGCAAGACGAAUUAACGUUCGUACGUGGAGUGAAUUCGCAUCGUGGCAUCAUUUAACCAACGAUGCUCCAUAUUGGUGAAAAGAAGAAAACAGAAAUUAACCCCUUUUUGUGGAUCCCUCGUCAAACGAUGUACGAAAAUGUACGAAUAUCAUAAUCCAGUGUUAAAUCUGGAGCAAAUAGUCGAGCUGCGAAUCCGUUCGAUCGGGGGGUGGUGUGAGGAGGGGGAUGUGGACUGAGAUAAGGGGUGGAACGACGAAACAUUUUUUUUCGUUCGUCGAAGACUAAGAGAUACAGAGAGAAAGAGAGAGAGAGAGAGAGAGAGAGUGAGAGAAAGAGAGAAAGAAAGAAAAAAAGAGAACACGAUUAUAUCUCGAACGAAACAGAAAAAUAUUGGCAGGGAAAAAAGAAAGAAAAAAAAUGGGAAACGAUGAUCGAAGAGGAGGCUGAUAUUUCUUAUUGUUCUUUUUUUUUUUUUUAUUUUUUAUUUAUUUUUUUUUUUUUUUAUUUUUAUUUUUACAUUUUUUUUUCUCUCGACGAAUUACGAGAAGCAACGACGAUAGCGAAGAUGACGAUAAUAAUAGACGUCGGACGAGAAAAGUUCGUUGAAAAGAAGAAAAAAGAUGUGAUGCGGCUAAGAGAAAGAGACAGAGACAGAGAGAGAGAGAGAGAGAGGAGAGGAGAGGAGGGAAAGAGAGAGAAGGAAGACGUAAUAAAAAUAAAAAGAGUGAUAUAGACUUCGGGCUAUUGGAUAGCACGGAUCGAUGGAAACCAGUAUUAAUGCUCACGUAGCUCUUAUGAUAGCAAGUGCAGCGGGGAUUGGGGGACAGCAUCAUUUACCACUGGAGAUAAUCAGAAAUCAGAAUUAAUUAGCUGUAGGAGAGUAAGCUCGGCAAAUGAUCGGACAUAGUCCGUCGUCCGAUCCGUUGAAACAAGUUCCGCAUACUACUACUUGUUUGCUAAGUCCGGCCAUCGUCACGUGUGCUUUCUUCUCGAUAUAUAUAUUUAUAUAUAUACACACAAACAUAUAUAUAUAUAUAUAUGUAUAUAUAUCCAUCAUCGCCUUCCUCUUUCUUCUCCUAAUUUUCUUUUUUCUUUUUUCUUUUUUUUUUUUAUUUUUCUUGUUUCCUUCCGUUCCUGUAACCUGCCUGAAGAAAAGGGAGAUAAGUUUUUAAUUACAAAUGCAAAAUCCUUCUGGUGAGUCGAUUCGUGUGAAACAAAUCUCGUUGUUCUCGUCGUUUAUCACCCUUUGAUAUAAUAUAUAUAUAUAUAUAUAUAUAUAUAUAUAUAUGUAUACAUAUAUGUGUAUAAAUAUAUAUAUAUAUAUAAUUAUAUCUGUAUAUAUUUUCUAUCACGUUGACUUUAUUUCACGCUAUCCUUUAAUUUUUAAUCUCUUUCUUCCAUCCUUCUCUUCUAAGUCUUUGCUUAUGACCUUCCUUCUUUAUAUCUAACCAACGAUAUCCUAUCGUGAGAUACGUACCUAUAUAUAAUAAGAAUUAUAGAAUAAAAAUAUAACAUUUACGUUUUCCUUCGAAAAUCAAAGAAAGAAGGGAGUCGAGAGAUACACGCGUGUGUGUGUAUAUAUAUAUAUACACACAUAUAUAUAUAUACACAUACAUGUUUCAGUGAUAAAAAAAAUGAAGAUGAAAAAAAAAUGAAGCAACGUCGAGAUUCGUUUUGAACUUCCACGCAUAAUGACACGCGAUGUCCUGUUGAAUAAUCCCAUUGCUUUGAUGUGCCAAUUAUUCGUGUUUUAACGUAACGAUUAUGAUGGUGUAUAUGUAAAUAUAGCAAGGUAUUAUUGUCGACCUUGAGAGAGAAAGAGAGAGAGAGAGAGAGAGAGAGAUCUGUUAGAGCAAAAAGAAAAAAAAGUGCUGCUUCUAUGCGUAGAAAUAAAAUGUAUAUAUAUUCACAUACAUAAAAAUAAUGUGUACAUAUAUAUAUAUAUAUAUAUACACACGCAUAUAUAUGUACAUGCGUGUACAUAUUACUUUUUAGUUCGCACGCGUUAUUCUUAUUGAAGUGUGUUGUUCCUCAAGCAAGUGACCGACCUUGAACAAGAGACACCUUUACUAGCGAACAUGUUCAAAAAAAAAUAAAUAAGAUA
This is a messenger RNA of Vespula pensylvanica (western yellowjacket), 3494 nucleotides long. RefSeq names its product protein phosphatase 1 regulatory subunit 3B (gene Gbs-70E). Gene Ontology annotation, molecular function: protein phosphatase 1 binding; glycogen binding. Gene Ontology annotation, biological process: regulation of glycogen biosynthetic process. The record is from RefSeq and is a predicted model, not a curated record. The coding region runs from base 509 to 1468 and encodes 319 amino acids. NCBI's taxonomy places the organism in Eukaryota, Metazoa, Arthropoda, Insecta, Hymenoptera, Vespidae. The transcript is spliced from 5 exons. Gene Ontology annotation, cellular component: protein phosphatase type 1 complex.